Messenger RNA from Iphiclides podalirius (scarce swallowtail), 222 nucleotides. Lineage: Eukaryota; Metazoa; Arthropoda; Insecta; Lepidoptera; Papilionidae. The record is from the annotation of a GenBank genome assembly.
AUGGACGGAAUCCAUUACGAGGACGACGGAGCGAGGUUCUACAUGUCCGGGAUGCUUCCGCGGCCUGGGAAACCAGCUCUAAGGACAGGCGUGGUGAGAAUCAUCUCCGUUGAUCGCGAGCCACAUAAAAGCUUUCAAGUAAGUGCGCCGCAUGUAGACAACGCUCUAGAGAACAUGAUUGUGAGGCAUUCAAGAGCUCACUCCCUCAAUCAAUUAUUCACG